CAUGAAUGAGGUUUUAACGAGGUUAUGGAAAAUUAAAGAUCAUUUUUAUGUUUGACUAUCUGAGUUCCUUCUCUGACGGCCCGUCUCCAUUUGAACCCCCCUUUCUCACCGACUAACCUACUGCGAGGUAUUCAUCACACACCCCGACUUCCCCGGAUAUGAGAUCUCAUGAACGCUCAAGAACAUUCCGGAUCCCCUCCACUCAUCCUCUCUGUCCAUGGGUGAUGGGCCGGGGAUAUCUACGGGGCACCCGGCACCCCACAGCACUGCAUUGUGACGGAGAUGGGAUGGAGCUUAUGAUCCUUCCUUGGGCGGGACCUUCACUGUUUCCCCCAUCUAUAACAAGUUCGUGAGUGAGUUUUGGCCAGCCACCCAGGCUCUAGGCGCGCAAGGCUGCACCACACCCGAUCCACACUAGCGCCAUAAGUCCCUUGGCCGCACCGCUCUAGUGCAGCACCACUGCCUGUUUCUCAUGAAUAAUCGUUUCCGUUGACACAUCUAGGUUUCACGCACCUGACACACGACACUUUACAAAGAUAAGGGACACUUCAUGACGCUGGGACGGUGUGAUUUGUUGUUGUUGUUGUUGUUGUUGCCUUCCGGUCGGUUUUGAGUUGGAAAAGGACGGGAUUUGUGGGAAAGGGAAGAGAUACGAGGGGUUGAGCUUGUGCUCGAGGACGGAAGGACGGAAGGACGGAAGGGUCGGGAUACAAAGGACGACGUAGACAUGGCGGAACAGUUUGUGGGCUUGACGAUGCUGGUGACGCUCAGUUCACCGCUGGAUGCGCAGUUGAGGGGGAGGGUGUCGAGUGUUGUCGCUGGACAAUCUUUGACGUUGUCGGAUGUUUACUGCCCGAGCAAUGGCAAAUACAUCACAGAAAUCACGAUCCAAGCCAGUCACAUCAAAGACCUAGCUGAAGCAGGCAACGAGAAUGCAGCGCCCAACCCAGCUAUCCAAGCCGCUGCUGCACACCCACAAGCGCAGUCAAUCUCCAGAAUCAAGCAAUCCAGCUUCGAAGACCCAGCAAUCGUCAGCGUCGGCCGACCAUCCCUCUCACGCCCCCCAGCAAUAACACCAAUCCCCACCCCCCCCCAAGUCUUCACACCCGAACUCGACUCUAGCAAACCCACCACCACCACCAUUCCCCCUUACCCCGCUCAGCCGGUGCAUAUGUCCCGCAACUCGUCCGCCAUCAAGGUCGCACAACAAGAGCGCUCGGUUACACCCGCCGCGAUCCUGGUUGACCCGAUGGGGAACCUGGAAUUGGGGAAUGAGAAUGAGGAUGCCGCCGAUGCGGAGGUGGCGGCGAAGGAACGACAUAAUAAGCGGCGCCGCGGGCGAGGCGCGAAGGGGGCACGCAGGGGGAAGGCGGCCGAUGGGACGGAUGGCGAUGAGGGGUUCCCUGCUGUUACGCCUGUUACCGAUACGAAUCGCUCGAAGGGAUGGAGACAGACGCCAUUGCUGGAGCCGAACCCGUCAUUCCAGCCUUUUGCGACGCUGAAGAAGGCGGCGAGGGGGCGUGGGGGGAAGGGAUAUGAUAAUGGCUGGGCCACCGAGGACGCUACGGAUGUGCAGGACAUGGGGGACUUUGAUUUCGAAGCCAGCCUGUCGAAAUUCGAUAAGCGCACGGUCUUUGAGGGGAUUAGAGCGGAUGAUGUGACGGCGGAUGAGGAUCGAUUGGUUGGGCAUAAUAGGAUCCCGAAAUUGGGAACGAUGGGGGGGAGGAACCUGCAUCCGUCGGAGAAUGUGCUUGAUCAUAUUGGGCGCGUUGCCCCCGCGUGGAAUAGCGAGGCGGGCGAUAGUGAGGAUGCGGAGAAUAUGGGCGUCAGCCAGCGCGGGUCGGGCAGUGGCCGCACGUCCCGUCGCGCGGAGUCGCGGCUGCGCAUGCCGAUGUCGAAGAAGGAGACAUCGUCGCUGCACUCGCAGUCUCGACAGUCCAUGUCAGCACCCCGCGCGAAAUCCCGCGCCCCUCCCUCCUCGCCUCCGCAUGCAACUACGAAAUCCUCAUUCUACCUCGUCCCCGCCGAUCGCCAGGUCGAAGUCGCGUCGGCGCUGCAGAUGCUCAAUCUUGAGAAUAUCGCGAAUAGUGAGCUCGGACUUACUGAGGAUAUGAUGACCGAGAAUGCCGCGCGCGGAAUCGCGGAAGUCGCGUUAUCGACUCUGAACUUGGGGGGUACUCGCCAUAGGACGCAGAGGAAGGCUAAUACACUCCCUUACGUCGUCAUAUACGCCGGGAACAGCAAAUCCGGCAUCCGCGCCAUCGCGGCCGGCCGCCACCUCCGCAACCACGGCACCACCGUCGCCGUCUGCGUCCUCGGGCUAGAGCGCGAACCCGAGCUCCUUGACGGGGUGCGGCGGCAACUCAAAGUCUUCCGCUCCUUCGGCGGAAAGGUGUUCACCAAGAUCGAACUCAUGGACUACCUCAAAUCCACCGCCGUGCCUGUGGAACUCAUCAUCGACGGAUUGCUGGGGUUGACUAUCAGUUUUGAGGAGCUGAGGACGGGGGAUCAGGCUACGGCGUUUGAGUUGAUUGAGUGGGCUAAUCGCUCGAAGGCGGCGGUGUUGGCGCUGGAUGUCCCGACUGGUCUGGACCCCGGCACCGGGUUGCCGAUGCAGAUUGACGGCCGCGAGCUGUGGAUCCAGGCAUCCCUCGUUGUUAGUCUCGGGGUACCGAAGACGGGACUCUUGGAGGCGAUGAAGGUGGGGUUUGGGACGAGCGAUGGGGAGACAGAGGCGUGGGGGCUGUGGGUGGUGGAUGUGGGGAUUGCGAAGAAUGUGUGGAAGAAGAGUGGGAUGAGGAUGAGGAGGGGGGUGGAGUUUGAGGGGACGUGGGUGCUGGGUAUGAGGUUCCAGAAGGGGACGGAUUAGGUGGGGGAGGGAUGGGGACAUUGCAAGGCGUUUGGAAAGCGAAAAUGGCUAGCAUAGCUCUGGUUAAGGAGUAUGGGGAUCACGCGGGCUGGGGAGGGGUCGCUUUGCAUUGGGCUUGGAGUUUUUUGAUAGCUAGUUGGUGUUGCUCUUUUGAAAGAAGAGCUGGGACGUAGGCACAAUGAAGUAGAUAUGCUGAAUGAAGUUAAGACUUUAUAUCCAGAUUUUUUGCACGUGGAGCGAUUAUCAUCUUUUGGCCAGCCCAUUUACAACAUGAUGCCCCUUCAUCGCCCCCGUAGCAGAAUCGUCAGCCGUGCGGCUGCCUACAAGCGGGCAGCAGCAUCAAUUUCCUGUCGGGCCCGUCGUACCAAUGAAUUAGCCUCUUGUCGUUGCGUAUAGAGCUCAUUCUUCCGGGUAUAAUAAUCAAGCUCCCUCAACACUGUCUCGUACGCCCUCAACUCCUUUACACGCUCCAGCUGACCACUUCCUUAUACGUCGCCUCAUCCAAGGAGAACGACCGCAGGCUGCGCUUGCGGGCGGUGGGCUCGAAGCGCGCGGAGAAGGGGACUGUUUCCGGAUGCGAUCGCAUCGUAGUAUAUAGCCAGUUUCUUUCGAACGUACCGUAGCAUCUGCGCCGGGGUCGGGUCCCGUCAUCGUCGUCGUGAGGUUGAGGCCAUCCCUUUAGGCUCCUCGGCGACGGUUGCUUUGCUUUCUUAGCCUUGGUUUUGUCUAUUGCAGAAGCUUAUUUGCCACAGCAGGUUCUCACACGGCGACAGUUUUGUCAACCUCUUAAGGGCUGCAUAUUUGGUAAGGCGUACCUAAUGCCAAGGUGCCCACUCCGGCCCCACGUGCCCAAAUAGGAAAAGGGACCGUCACACUGUGACGGAGCCAUUUCUAGCCUAGUAAAUUAGUAGUGUAUCGUAUGUAUUUAGCC
Pseudogymnoascus destructans is the source of this 3800-nucleotide messenger RNA. RefSeq names its product enhancer of mRNA decapping (gene EDC3). Gene Ontology annotation, cellular component: P-body. NCBI's taxonomy places the organism in Eukaryota, Fungi, Ascomycota, Leotiomycetes, Thelebolales, Thelebolaceae. Gene Ontology annotation, molecular function: mRNA binding. The record is from RefSeq and is a predicted model, not a curated record. Gene Ontology annotation, biological process: P-body assembly; deadenylation-independent decapping of nuclear-transcribed mRNA. The coding region runs from base 728 to 2869 and encodes 713 amino acids. The transcript has 2 exons.